AGAUUCAAAGUACAAACGCUACAAAAACAAAAUUGAACACAUAAAAGAAGCAACCGAUGAUUUGGUUUGGUUGGCAGUUGACUAGUUCGUGAGUCAUUGUUGUUGUUCUGCUCUUGCAUGCAAUUUAUUGGACUUUGAAUUGAAUAAAGUAAACUUGUUAUUUCAUAGCAACCCCAUCAUUUUGUUUUCCCUCUCUGCAUCACCAUUUCGUUUCAAUCUCCCUCUGCUGAUUCUGCACAGGAACAAUGUCUGAGAAAAUUACAGCUGCGAACCUUCUUUACAACCUUGUGGACACAUUUGCUGAGAAGGGAAAAGUUGAAUCAUUCUUUGAAAACGAGAAUUCAAACUCAGCAAGCUCUCAGGUCAACAAAUUGUUUCAACGCCAGAAAACCGUCCACCAUCUUUUAGGAGGUGGAAAAUCUGCGGAUAUCUUGUUAUGGAGGAACAAGAAGAUUUCUUCUAGUGUUUUAACUGGCGCAACAACUGCAUGGGUGCUUUUUGAAUGGCUUAAUUAUCAUUUUCUUACUCUUUUAAGCUUUGCUUUGGUUCUUGGUUUGCUUGCACAGUUUCUAUGGUCAAAUGCUUCUAGCCUUUUUAACAGUACGCCAUCUAAAGUGCCCCGUUUUAUUCUCCCCGAAGAAUUCUUUGUGAAUAUUGCUCAUGUAGUUGGCGAUGAGGUUAACCGUGGUCUGAGAUUUCUUCAAGAUAUUGCUUGUGAAGGAAACUUGAAGCAACUGCUCAUUGUUGUUGGAAGUUUGUGGGCUGGUGCAGUGAUUGGGAGCUGGUGCAAUUUUUUGACUGUCAUAUAUAUUGGUUUUGUUGCUGCAUACACACUCCCAGUUCUCUAUGAAAGAUAUGAAGAUGAGGUUGACAAUUUCUUCUACAACUUCCUUGAACAGAUACAAAAUCAAUAUCAAAAGUUGGAUGCUAGUGUGCUGAACAAAAUCCCCACCAAGGGGAAUGUGAAAGGACAUAAGCAUAACUAGGUUUAUCCAUAUGUAAAUAAUUUUGACAUUCAAAAUGACCAUCUUUCAUUCAUGAUGGAAAUUGGGAAGGGCUAAAGGUAAUAAAUAGGGGGAAUAAAAAAAAAAUUACCAUAUGAAUGAUAUUGAUAGGAACAAAAUUGCAUUUAUAUAUAGUUGUUGUUUCUGUUGUUCCUUCA
Molecule: messenger RNA, 1162 nt
Organism: Lotus japonicus
Lineage: Eukaryota; Viridiplantae; Streptophyta; Magnoliopsida; Fabales; Fabaceae
Product: reticulon-like protein B8
Exons: 6
Coding region: 246-986 (246 amino acids)
Source: RefSeq, a predicted model, not a curated record